Messenger RNA from Hepatospora eriocheir, 240 nucleotides. NCBI's taxonomy places the organism in Eukaryota, Fungi, Microsporidia, Hepatosporidae. The record is from the annotation of a GenBank genome assembly.
AUGAAUCAGAUGUUGAGUAAACUAACUAAUUAUUUUAAGCGUGUGUACAAUCAAUUAAGUAAAGUACAUAGUUUAUUUCCAUUAGUAUUGCUUGCUUUAUUCAUACUUAUAGUAAUUAAACUAUUCACUCGUAAAUCAGUCAGCAAUGCAGCUCCACCAGCUCGUCCUAACAAUGCUAAAGAAGAAUUGGAAGAAGGUAUUUCUACAGCAAAGAAAAGAAUGAAAAAGAAGAAUGAAUAA